UUUGCAGAGCAGUGUCCGAUCAAGGCUUCCCAUUUAGGUAAAGGUACCGCAUGCUGCCGCUGACACGAAAGCAAAAAGGCCAACAAACACGCUGCGCCGAUUUAGCAGGAAGUCGGUUGAACGGUAUACCGAAACCAAAACUGGGUCGCAGAAAGGCUCAAAAAUUGCGCAGCCUUGCGAAUGAAUUUAUGCUUGCGCAUCGCCGCUCAUAAAACAAACGGAACAUGAAUAAGUAUUCUCUACGUUGUCAAAGCACCAUUCAAGGGUGUUUUGACCUCGGCGACGCCUUCACGCGAUUUCACGCCGUUUCGCCUUUUGUCGGUGGCAGCGUUUCUCACGUGUAAAUGCUGAUAUUUUUGUGUACGCUCUGGGGGUUUCAUGUUGAUCGCACUCAACGCGUCCUCGCCGUUGCAAAUUGACCGCCAUCUGACCAAAUCCGGUCCUCUGUGAAAUUUCAACGCUGUGUGUGCGUCAAGUGGUUGUCAUUUAUCGCCUUGCUUCGCCUGAAAAGACUUUGAAGCGGCCAUCGCUCUUUGUUUUUUGUGCCAUGGUGGUAUCAGCUGGUACUCUCCCGUACCCCUUGAAACGCCGUGUAGUGUGACUCGUCCAACUUUUGCGGCACCAUUCGAAUAUCUCCGCUUGCAAGUAACGCCCGUGCGUGCUGAACGUUCACCAUUUUCACCGAUGAAGCGGAGAAGGUGAUACGAGAUCGCUGUUGUCGAGAGCGAUUAGUAGACGGCUGUAAUUUGUAACCACGAUGGAAGAAGUGAUCCAAAGUCACCUGUCUGCCUUUUCCUCAGCGCAUUUCUGAAGGCACCGCCUUGAAGUGCGGGUGCUGGCGGGCCUUGGAAUGACCUCUGUGAGCCACUGGCAGAUCGAUGACAUUGAUGAUGCUUUGGCUGCGGAUUUCGAUGGCAGCCUCUCUGGCCUGGGCAUGGAACUGGGCACUGCAUCGUUCAACAUGAGCGAUGCUUUGCUGGCUCUGCCUAGCCUCGCAUCAGUAAAGCAAGAGAUGCCUCGAGAGAAUGGCUAUGCCCUGGCCGAUGCCCUUAGGCAAGGUCCUGCAAGUGACUGCGGCAGCAACAGCUUGGGACACUCCUCGGAGGCUCGGUCAGGGGUGCAUGGCAAGAAGAACCGGCUGCCCCUGAGCACCGAUGACGAUGUCACUGGUGCCAUCAAGCGCUUCUGUGUCAGCACCUCCAGGGAACCGGCCGAGGACACCAGUCCAAGCCGGUGCCGGCACAGCUCGUCGGCUCCCGACCUGCGCAUGGCCGUGUACCAGCCAACGGCACCACUGUCUCUGCCCCUGCCACGCCUCGGACCCGGUGGGGAGCUGGCUGGCAACGUGUCGACAGGUGGCUUUCAGUACUUCCUGGGAGCAGCCACGUCCAUUGCCACCAAGCUACAUGAGGAGACCAUGACCUACCUCAACCAAGGUCAAUCGUACGAGAUUAAGCUCAAGAAACUUGGUGAUCUCACUGAAAUGCGGGGGAAGAUGCUGAAGAGCACCAUUCGAAUUGGUUUUCAAGAACGUCGGCUGCAGUACAUGGAAAAAGAACAGAUUACUCAGUGGAUGCGGCAGAGACCAGGCGAAAGGAUACUUGAAGCUGAUGUGCCCUUGUCAUAUGGAGUGUAUGAAGUGGUCAACACGCCAAACAAAGUCCACUUCUGCGAGUUCCUUUGGGAUCCAACCAAAGAGACAGGAGUUUUUGUACGGCUCAACUGCAUCAGCACAGAGUUCACUCCCAAGAAGCAUGGAGGUGAGAAAGGUGUGCCCUUCCGCAUCGUCAUUGAGACAUAUUCACACGGGGAGCCCGGGCCACCACAGAAGUUACACUCAGCAUCCUGUCAAGUCAAGGUGUUCAAGCCAAAAGGUGCCGAUCGCAAGCACAAGACUGACCGUGAGAAAAUGAUCAAGAGGCCCCUAGCUGAGCAGGAAAAACAUCAGCCUUCGUACGAUUGCACGGUGUUUACCGAGUGCAUUUCCGAGCCAGCAUUUGCACCUGCCAGCCCUCCCCUGAGUGCCAGUGGCAACAGCAACAGUGGAGCCACAAGCCCUUCUGCAGCAUUAGCAGUUGGGGCCCAAGGUCCUGCUGCUAUUCCAGUCGGAGCGCAGGGUCCGUCUCCGACCACACCAACCAGUCUGUUGCCUGUUGUGUCCAGCGCGCCCACUACUAAGCCACCACCUGUGGCCAGCGUCCCGCCGCUGCCUCCCAUACCUGUGUCUCCUCCUCAGCCCAUCCAGCAGCGACCUAGCAGCACCAGCAACUACUCACCUCAGGGGAGCGGCGACAGCUUCCCUCCUCCUGCUGCAAGCACCGCCAUUCCUGACCAGAACCCUGGAACCCCAGGCAGCUCAACUAGUGACAUACUUGAAGUUUCAGAUGCAUCCCUUUCAUCACCGCAGAAUUAUCAGUCCCCCAGCUCCCAGUUGUCAUCGGAAGCCAGCGCCAAUGAAACAUCCCACUGGCUACAGCAGAACCGCUUCGCAAACUUCACCCGGACCUUUGCUAGUUUUUCUGGUGCUGACAUUCUGAGACUCACAAGAGACGAUCUCAUCCAAAUAUGUGGUCUCGCUGACGGCAUUCGGCUUUUUAAUGCCUUACACUCAAAGACUAUUCGGCCACGGCUGACUGCUUAUGUCUGUCUGCCUACGGAACAAGUGUUCCGGGCUGUGUACCUGAGGAGCCUGACUGUGCUGGAACUGCUGAGCAAGUUGACAUCACUGUGCAAUGUCUCCCCUUUCACCGUUCAUGACAUCUACAUCGACGGUCCAUCUGGAAUUCAUGUGCUGGUCACUGAUGAGGUGGUCCGCAACAUGCCUGACGAGUCAAUGUAUGCCAUGGAGCUUCUGAGAGGUCCAGACGACGAAGUCUACAGCCUGCUUCUCAAGUCUUAUGGAACCAACACGAGGACAUGAUGAAUUGCCUGUGUAGCUACCUUUUCCAUCAUUAGUUGCAUUGGUUUGCAUACUGGUUCUGGCCUCACUGGCUUCAUUCUCUCCAGUUCCAUCUGCCAGGAAUUUCUUCAAAACUUUCAUUGAAGCCCGGUACAUCAAGCGCAUCUAUUUUGGACAACAGAAUCUGCUGAACUUGCAGCAAACAAAUGCUUUGGGAUGCUGUGCUAUAGGGACGUGAACUUGUUUUGUGAAAUGAGCCUUGCAGCAUCAACAUGUGACAAGAGUGGUUGGAAGCAUUGUUCUGACGUGAUUUUUCAAAUGAUUUACUGUGUACAACUGUUUCACAUCGUUUAAAGAUACAUUAAUUUCUUAACCACGAAGUCAUAUCUGCCCCACCUAUUUAAGUACAUGUGAAUAUGAGUGUGUACAGUUUGCUAUAGAUCGCUACAAAGUUCACUCAAAGGGACUGUAACAAGUCUUGUUUAAAAAAUGGCUUCCCAAUGAGCCUUUGCUUUUAGAGGUGAUGCCUUAUCAGAAGUGAUGAAAAUCAGUCGUAGAUAAAUUUGUUCCCAUGAUGUCAAGUGGUGAAAAAUGUUCAUUCAUUUGCAAUUACGCCUCAUAAAAGGUGCACCUUUCUUCCUUCGGGUGAUGUGCAGGGAAUUGGCAUUGGAGCUGACGAUAAGGACAGCAGUUGUUGAUAAGUGCAAACACUGAAACAUAACUUGCAAUAGCCUACCUUGUUUCAACCAUGUGGGCAUGGUUUCUAGCUUUUCGAGCCUGUGCACUGCUUUCUUGGUUUUUUUUUUUUUUUUUCAUGUGGGUUAGGCAUGUGGUUUGCGCAGAACUUCGUGUGCAGGAGGGAGCACACGGGAAUGAUGAAAACGCUGAUUGCCCCCCCCCCCCCCUUCGGGAUUUUCAAACUGCUGUACGGCUGACUGCAAAAGCUUUUGGAGCAUAGAAUAAAAGCUUAGUCUUGUUGCAUUUUCGUCACUGAACCUGGAAUUCAGAGGUGAUGGUUGCAAAGAGAAGUACAGUCGUACAUUUAUAUAGUGAACACUGAUGUAAAGAAUUAUCACAUAUGAUGAAGAACAGUUAAAUGUCAAUAUAACAAACUUCAGUUCUCAAUAAAAUUCUCAAUAUAUCAAAGUAUUUAAUUUUUAUAACUUCUUGUCCAUUGCACACCGUUUACUUUGAGCCUCAAUAUAACGAGGUGUAUUUAUACAUAAUUUCAGUAAAACGAAAUUUCACUGCCACUGCCAUUCUGCCACUAACAAAUAACGAGACAAUAAAUGGAAACUUCCGUAGACCAGAAGAUCAAAUAGUUGAACUACAUUCGGCUGCUUGUGAACGCAUCUCUUGCACAUGUCCUUUUCUAGCGCGGCUGACCAUAAGCCACUGACCUGCGCUCUGCGCUCUCUAAACUCAUGAUGGCACGCACACAGCACACAAACUUCUCCAAUUGUCAUAGAUCUCGGAGCUUACGGCAAGCAUGGCUAUCAGUGUGGCUGAGCGCAUAUGCAGCCCGUUAAUGCACUUAGCAUUCAAGCAAUGUAGUGGCACACCAUGUUGCCACCGCCGAAACACAUCACAUAUGAGCCGUAUACUUGGGGUCCUUCGUUUCUGGGUUAUAUGCUUCUUGAAGUUUGGCUGUAAAAAUCCGUUAUCUUUUAAAAUUAAAGCUGGGGAGAAAUUGGGUGUUUUGUUGUCUGGCUGCCCAAAGUUCGUGAUUUUUCUAGUAACUUUCACAAAUUAUUAAAGCAAACGAUGCAUACACCAUAUUCAUAUAUAAUAUUUGUAAUAAGAUAUGUCUCACAAAAUGCAAAAAGUGUUCAUUAGUUUUGUAACACCUGCAUUUAUCAUUAUCCCAAAUGAAAUUAAAGUCAUUGUGGAGAGGCCGGGUUUAACCCGCUUUGUAUUAAUUUUGUUCAGGGUGCAAAAACAGUAAUUAUCGAGUUUCACCAUAGCGAAGGACCCUACAUAUACUGCAUCCAGGCGCCCCUCUCAUGCGUCCCUUUGGACAUGUUGGGUCAUAUAGCGGCAGACAGGCAAAGUCUCCUUUUCUGAGAUUGCACCGGCGCUUGCUAAUUCUGAGAAUUUAUUCCCGUCAUUUGUGACGCAGUGCUGAAGUGUCAGGCUGCUGUGCUUCAGGAACCCAUGAGACACAGGUUCGAAUCCAGUGGAACAUUGGAGAAAUUUUAAAGUUCUUUUUUUGUUGAAGAGAAAGUGCUGUAAGGAGGAUAUAUAUAUAUACACACACACACACACACAUGCGCGCAUAUACGUACAUACAUAGACAUGAGAUGGCUGAAGUUGGCUAAGAAUGCUAAUCGCAUUAAAAUGUUAAAUAGUUGGCAAGAACACCUUAAUAUGGCACAGUCUGAAUGCUCAUCCAAACAUUCACAAGGUGCAUGCUUAUAAUUUAGCAUUGUUCACAUACAAUGUAUCAGCAUGGCAAGCGACAAACAGGCAUUUCCAAUUUUCAGGAGACCCUCUGCUGACCUGUCAUUUGUGAUUGUUUUGCAUACGCUUGAUCGCGAACUUUUUUUUUAUGUGUACACUUAUAAGAAAUAUAAAAUAGUAUAAAGAAGUUAUUGUCUUUUCAUAUGGGACUCCGUUAUAAUGAGGUUUGACUGUGGUGUAUACUUAACUUUUCUCUUUGCAGCAGGAUAAAUUAUCUGUGAUGAAAUUUAGUUUUUUCAAGAAUCCCAUGCUCAAAAAGCUUUUGCAAUUGGGAGUGCAUUCAGUUUGUUUUUGAUGGAACAGCUGUGUGCAGUCAGUAUUUUGGUAUGUUUUACUUACACAAAUGCAAUGUCUGCGCUUAGGAAAUGUAUCUAUACUGAAGGCAUAUCAAAGACUCGCAUGUUGAACGCUCAUAUGUGACUUUGAUAUGUCUUUGUUGCCAAGAGGUCUUUCUGCCUUGCUGCUGAGUGAAUGUAAGCACAUCAAGAUGAGACAGAAUACUGUAAUGCUGUGCUUCAGCUAUGAUGAAUGCAUCAGCCAGCCAGCAGGGGUACAGUUGAACCUUGAUAUGAUUCUUGAUUUGAGACAAUUUACAGUUACUUUAUUAUCCAAUCUUUAUACCAUUUACAUAUUUUUCCUUACGAUUUAGCUAAAUGAUUUUGUCUGUUACUUCCAUUUAAUGAAGUUCUCAUGCGUUGUCUGCAUGCUCUGAAGCAUUUAAUGACAAGCAUGAAAUAAAAACAGCGGGCUCAGAUAGACUUACUUCUAUGAGCCUUUCUGCACACAAGCAAGACCAAGACUCCAGGCACAUUUCUGCCGUCACUGUCGCCGUGAGGUUCUGUAUGAGUGAAAGCAUGUGAGGGUGAGCCAGUGAAUGCGAUUAAGCCUCGUGUGGGCGAGUGAGCAACGUGGCCCGGAUGCAUGCCCUCUCCUGUGGCAAGGGAGGAGGGGCGUUCUUCUCCGGCGGCUUCUAUGCUGCCUCCAUGUCCUCCUCGCCCACCACUCUGCAUAGAGUGGAGACAACCGCAGCGUCUACAACAGUGUUGGCCAUGCAAAUCGCUGACGCCAUAGUAGACGACUUUGGUGAACUCCGUAGGGGCACAUUGCUGGCGCUCGUAUGUCAUGAAAGCAGUCUGCAACGUGGCUUAAGUACGCACCCACGCAGGCCUCAUCUUCAAAGCGAUCUGUGAUGUUUACAGAGUGCACAUAGUGCCGGUAGGCUUUGUAUGCGAUGUGCAUUCAACGUUUCGUUCUCAGUGAAGCGAGAUAUGCAUGAAGGUUAAUUCAAUUGCUGUUGCCGUGAUUCCUCACUCCAGAAUUUUCACAGCAAGUUUCUGCACUCAUCGAGCGAGAUGUGUUCAUGUUUACCUGUGUGUGCGUGACACCGUGCUGGUUAAUUUAGCUAAAACACGUUGACUUGCUAGUUGGUUUGAAUCUAUGAUAGAAUAUGGAAGCGCGACUGAACGAGGACGUAGAACAAAGCAGGCACACAAACACAGUGCUGUCUCUAUGUGUCUGUUUCUUUCUAUGUCCUCGUUGAGUCAUGCUUGCACAUUCUGUCAUUGUUAAUUUAGUUAUAGUUUAGUAAGCAAAUGUUUACAAGUUUACACAGCCAAUAAAACUACUGUCCUUACUUCGUACAGCUAUCUACUAACUUCCUAUCGCAAUCGGUGCUUCACCUUUCGGGUGGAACUGUGAAUUUUUCAUUUGCUGAAGAAUAAAAGCAUUACCUUUAACUAAAUUUUUUUUUAAUUCUUGGCGUGAGAAAGUACCACAACUUCUCGUACUUCCAGCCUGUUAUAUCAAGGUUUGACUGUAUUCCAGAUGUUGGCUUUUGCUGUACUUCCUUUGUGGUGUCUGUUGCAUGAAACCUAGUAGUAACUGUUGCAGCUGUUUGUUUAACUGCUUGUAAGCUAAACUUCAGAAUGGACGUGUUAGUGGUAGUGUCUCUGUCUGCCACUUAUACUUGCAGCACCAGUAACUGUCACAUCAUUGCAGCUGUUAAGGUACUCUCUGUGAAAGCAGCUUAAUGUUUCUGUGACAAAAAGGAAUGGGAAAAAGGUUUUUGUUUCUAUAUGGUAUGCCAUAGGGUGCCAGUGCAGUGUACACAUAGCCUGAGAUCACAGGCUCAUGUACUAUAGUUGUCAAAAACUUAUAUGGUGUUGGGAUCUGAGAAAAAGCUGAAUAUUUCUGUAGCCUGAGCUCGUAAUCUUGUAUUAGAAUCCUCCCGAGACCUCUCGUACAAUAUAUUGCACAUUGGCUUUCUCAAAGUUAGGAAAUUAUUACGUAAAAUAUCCAUGCUGAAUAUGAAAUCUCUCUGUAGAAGUGUAUCAAAGUGUAUUACUUGUAUUCUUGACACCAACUCUUAAAAAAAACUGAAAAUUAAGAAAUAAAGGGGCACUCAUUUGAAAUAGGCCAUUGUGUGGCCAUUAACAGUGAAUAGCAACCAUGAUCCGUGUUUUGAUUACUGUGAAAUGACAUAAAAAUUCAGGAUGCUUGCCAAAUGUAGCAACCCACCACACAAUGUUGCAUCUUUAUCUUUUUGCUUAUACAAACAAAGCAGUUUGGCCAUAUCUGACAUGACAAGAUGGUCACUUUGUCCAUGUGCAUGGUGGUCCAGAUUCAGGCGUCUAACAAGUACAUUUAAACAAAAAAUUGGUCUUGCAUUCAUCACAUACCAUUCAGUAACAAAAACUGACUUGCAAAGUGAUUGAGGUGCCUAUGAGUCCUGGCAGGACAUGUGACGAGCCUAGUGUUGUAUUGUUUUACUGACUACAGGGCCUCAAUUAAACUUUUAUUGCAAUAGCAAUUAUGCUUGAAGCCCAAAACACGGUCGUCACCACCAUUGUCAUGCCAUCCCGCUCAAUGGCACAUGCCUGGCUCUGGCACGGUGAGUUAGAGCGCCUCCUGGGACGUGAAGUCUAUUUGGCUGCAACAUCAGUGAAGCGAAAUCAACGCACUGUCAGUGCUAUGCUCAAUUGCUUUGGUGGUGGAGCCAGGGCAUAGUUCCUGCUGAACUGCUGUGUGUAUGCACUGUUCGGAGUGGAAUGGGCUGUAAAUGUCAAGCUAAUGUUAACUAAUAUUUCACUGGGUGCACGCUAAUGCUCAUCACAUCAGCAUUAGACGCAUGGUAGCUGCCAGGGCACUGUUUCCUAUCAGGCAGGAGUUGCCCUGUGCGCUGCAUCAUGCCAACAUGUUGCUCUUGCAUAUAGUUAUAACAUCAUCUGAGGAGUCCAGCAUAAGGCUGUCAAAUGUCAAUGCUGCUUUCAAUCACUGUCAGUGCUUUGCCCUUGUAGCGAAACGGCCAAAUCUUGUUUACAGAGCCUACAGCCUGUAAACCUUGAAAUGUCAGUUUUGAGGGCUACAGCAUAGUCUGCAAACUUAUAUCCUCACAGCUGUACAUUGCAUGAACACCCAUGCGUGCUAUUUGACUGAGAAAACACAGUAGGUGCUGUAGUUGAUACACUGGCUUCCCACACAAAGGGUUGAGGCUUGGGUCCCACGGAUGUCAUGAAAAUUGCUAUCUAGUUUUUAACAUAUCUUCCAACCUGUGCCUUUCCCGCAUUGGUCCAAAAUUCCAAUAAUUUUCUUUCUUAAGGUAUGAUUUCUCACAUAGUUAGUCGAUGUCCUUUGCAUUAUUUGCAGCCAGGAUGAGACAGGGCACUGUCUUAUGCUUGGCAGAAUUGAAGAGCUUCAAGUCAAGGCCUGUUUCUGAAUACGGGGUUAGGAGGAAACUGUAUAGUUUGUUAAUGCUAUGUAUGUAUAAUAAUUGCCCACGUGACUGUGGCUAUGAGUAUGGUGUUAAAUGGUUCUUGUACGUGCUGAAAGUCUGUACACAAAAUUGUCCGAUUGUCACUUUAAAACGUGGCUGUUGUCGAGAGCUGCUGGCGGCAGUGUCCCAGUGCUCCUGCAUAUGAAGCUGCACUCUACAGACUUUGAUCCUUCCUUUUCUUCCUUUUUACUUACCUGACCUUUGAUUUGCAUUGAUGUAGAACGACGUGCUGUGUUGUUUUAUCUCAGUGCCUUAAACACAUAUUAUCGGGUCUGUUCGGUUAUGCACAAUGGGAGCCAAAAAUACUAUUGUAUGCAGUGAAUUGAGCCAGUUGAGGGUAGUAUUCUACAGAUAUCACUGUUUCUCAAGGAGAAAGAAUAGAUAUUAAUUUUGAUUUUGUUCUGUGCCCUCAGUCAAUGUAUUAUGACCAUUCUGCGCAGUGAUGCUGUUUUAUAUGCAGCAUGCAAGGAUUUGCCAGCAUUCUUGCCUUGAGCCUCUUGUGUACCUGGCAAAUGUGUUGAACUGACUUAUCUUUCAAGUUAUUGCUUUGUAACUGUGUGGCAUAAAUUGUUGCCUGCAAUGUAUGUUAACUUCUGCUAAAAUGCUGUCACUGAUUCAUAGAAAACCAAACUGUGAGAUGCUCCAAACAAUUGAAUGUGCUCAGACAUUGGUUAUCACUGGAAAUCGCAGCAAGAAGCAAUUAGGAGGAGAAACAUUGUGUUGUCCCACAUACACAUAACUUCACUAGCACUGUAGACAACUUGAGGCACGUCGGAUGCUGACUUCACCUAGUGACUGAAAUGGGCAACGUGCUUGUUGCUGUCCCGUCGGUGUUCUGUCACCAUGGUUGCCACAGUGACCUAAUGACAGAACUUGCUUGCAUUCCAUUUUAUUAAGUGCCAUAAUCUGCCAUUAGAUGUCGCUUACGAAACCUCCUCCCCCACUUUUCUAUACAUGUUUUUCACUGUGUGAUGUCUAGUUGCCUAUUAGGGCUGCCACUAAUGAGACUGUCCUCCUAAGUGCUUCCUUCUGCUGGAGAUGUGGGCAGAUGUUAACAGUUCCAUCACUUGUAUCAGUAUUUCGUCAAGACCAGUAUGUGCUGUCUUGUUUGCAGUGUUGUAAGGACUCUUGCGUGGUGCAGAAUUUUAAUAUUUCUUUUCUGUCAUUCAUUUGUUAAAGUUAUAUAGAUGUUCUGCCGUGCAGCUUUUAGGAAGAGGCACAAUCAUUUCGUUGUACACACUGUUUUUUUUUUUUAUUAUGGUGGGACCCUACUAAUUUUUUGUCCAGCACAGUUGCAAGGCAUGUGUUGUUAUCUCAGCAGCAGAGUGUGACUGAUUGAAGGGGUCAUGACUGGUUCAUUUUUUAGCAAUCGUUUGUGAUUUUAGUUUUGUAUUUGGCAUUUUGUUUUUGGCCUUUUGCUGCUAACAGGAGCUUUCACUGGAUUUGUAUAAUGGGCACUUAAGGUAGAGCUGUUUUAACCAUGCCAAAGCCUUUGAAAAUGGACAUGGUAAUGCAUUACGAGCAGUAGACAGCACUAAACAACAGGACAAACAGAGGGACACAGACAACAGCGAAUGUGUUUUUCAUGAGCAAGUCGGUAGUUGACGCUGAAGAAGCAGGUCUGCAGACCUAGAACUCUGUGCACCUGCAAUGACCGUUAUACGUGUAGCUCAUCAUUUAAAGCAGUUGCUUCCAUGUUUAUGUGCCCAUGCAACAUUACACCAGUUGGUCCUUUAGCUUCAAGUGUAAAGCCAUAGUUUCUUGUGCAUUUACAUUUCUUUUCACACUGUACUGUCAUUUUUUUUAUUUCAUUUGUUUUUGCUUAGAAUUCAAUGUUAGUUGUUUUUACUCUUUCAGUUUUGGGGGAAAGCAUUCUGAAAUGGUACAAAGACAUCUUCAUUCUCUUUUGCUUGUGUACAACUCAUUUGUAGUAUUUUCCAAGGUAUGCUAGGGUGCCAUUGACAUUUGGUGCACAGUCAAGAAUACAUAGAGCAUUUCCUCAUUUUAGCACAAAAAGGAACAUAUGUGUAGCUCAUGCAUUGAGAAGAGUGAGAAAGAAACAUGUAGCCUCAUCUCGGCUCUCUAAAGAGUCAACAGAACUACUAGCGUUACAAGGCCUGUUGCACUUUUCUGCCUAGGUUACCUGACUGUCGACUUGCUCCAUCAAAUCACUACCGUCAUUGGGCCACUGCUGUUAUCUUGACUAUACCCCCAUCCAGUGGAUGGAGGGCUUUUCUCAACAGCUGCAGUGUUCUGUCUCUACGUAUUUCUCUGUUAUUAUUUCGUUAAAAAUAUUCAAUCUCCUUCCUCCAGCAUAAAUGAAUGAAUCAUGCCUUUGUCUGGCUUGCUGGGCUAUUAACUGGCCUCCUGUGUGGAAAGGCUACUCGAGUUGGAUUCUUGGUUGAAAUGUCGUGAGAUAGAGUUAUCUCUAGUAUUUUGUGGCUGCUGAUGGUUUAUCCAUUUCACUGCUGAUGUAUUAUGGUAGGAAGCUAACAAAUACCACUACUUAACAAUGUCUGUCUUAGUCACCUUUGUGGUUUGUGGCAUUCCCAAUAUAUAUUGCCCCUCUCUGUUUUUGCUUUUGGUUUAAUGACUUCAUAGCAUUGUCGUCUUGUGAGUAACCAACUUGCUUUGGGUGCAAGAGAAGUGCUGAUAAUAGAAAGAUUGUCACGUUUUGACUGUAGUUGAUAUGUAGCAUUUUUUAUGUGAUGCUUGCGCAGUGGAUUGUACUUAGAAGCAGAGUGAAAACAAAGAAAUGCGGUGUUCUAAUGAGCCGGCCAUCACAAGAUGAAAGAGCUGCGAGCAUAUUGCAGCUGUAAGAUACAAAGUAUUGUAUAUAUGCCUCUGCAUACUGUUACAAGUGGUUUGAGUUAUACAGCUAUUCAAAAUGCUUAUUUCUUCUACGUCUGUAUCAUAGGUGCAGUUCGGAAUUACAUAGGCAGUGGAAGGUAUCGUUUUUUCGUGGCAUGGCAUUGUGCAAUAAGUUGUUACUUUUUGGUCCAUUAUGGGGAGGGAUAACUGGUAAGGCCUGCAGGGAAAAUAUUUCCAUCGUGUUUUUGUUUGUUUUUCUGUACUUCCAUCAUUGAUUUUUUUUUUUUUCACAGCUUGGCUCAGUCACUUUUUUUGAUCAUCUGGUGGUGCUCAAUUUCAUUUAUUUUGCGUCGUUUCAUGUUGGGGAUCUCGCCUGAAGAACUUCAUUGUGCCUGAUGGGUGGGCUGAAUGUACAGCUCCUGGUUUUUUAUGCUUGUCAAUCUAGCGAAUUUCACAAUGGUUUCUUCUUUUUUUUUUAUCAAUGGCAGCCUUUGAUCUUUAGCAUCUUUGAUCUUUUUUAUACACAAGUUUCUAUUGCUUAGUUGUAGUUGUGCAUGGUAUUGUUCACUUCACCAAUGUGACACCAUUGAAGUGUCCUUUACUUACUCCAGAAGCGCGUGGUUGACGCCCUGGUACGUUCUUUUUCUUUUUAUUGUUUGUUCAUUGCCGGUGUCUGUCGCUUUUGUGGUGUAUGCCGUACGUCAUCGGUUAAAGAGGGUCUGUUUUAUGGUCAGUCAUAUAGAGAUGAAAAAAAGAAAAAAAAUGAUAAGACAUCUCCGUUCAUGUUGACCUGCAUUGUUCAUGUUUUGUGCACUCGGGUGCAAAGAUGUAGUUUGUCACUGCGUUUGUACAGAGAGCUCUAUUUUUUCCAAGACGGAAUAAUAAAAGAGUCUAGGCACACGCAUA
Molecule: messenger RNA, 12848 nt
Organism: Dermacentor albipictus
Lineage: Eukaryota; Metazoa; Arthropoda; Arachnida; Ixodida; Ixodidae
Gene: gem
Product: transcription factor CP2 like gemini
Biological process (GO): regulation of transcription by RNA polymerase II
Cellular component (GO): nucleus
Molecular function (GO): RNA polymerase II cis-regulatory region sequence-specific DNA binding; DNA-binding transcription activator activity, RNA polymerase II-specific
Source: RefSeq, a predicted model, not a curated record